Staurois parvus is the source of this 641-nucleotide messenger RNA. Lineage: Eukaryota; Metazoa; Chordata; Amphibia; Anura; Ranidae. The record is from the annotation of a GenBank genome assembly.
AUUGGAUUUAGGUGUUCCAAUCACCUCCAUGGCUACAGGCAUAUAAAAUCAAGCACCUAGGCAUGCAGACUGCUUCUACAAACAUUUGUCAAAGAAUGGGUCGCUCUCAGGAGCUCAGUGAAUUCAAGCGUGGUUCUGUGAUAGGUUGUCACCUGUGCAAUAAGUCCAUACGUGAAAUCUCCUUGCUACUAAAUAUUCCACAGUCAACCGUUAGUGGUAUUAUAACAAAGUGGAAGCAACUGGGAACAGCAAUUCAGCCACCAAGUGUUAGGCCAUGUAACAUGACAGAGCGGGGUCAGUGCAUGCUGAAGCACACAGUGUGCAGAAAUCGCCAACUGUCUGCAGAGUCAAUAGCUAAAGACCUCCAAACUUCAUGAGGCCUUCAGAUUAGCACAACAACAGUGCAUAGAGAUCAUCAUGGAAUGGGUUUCCAUGGGCAAACAGCUGCAUCCAAGCCUUACAUCACCAAGUGCAAUACAAAGUCGUCGGAUGUAGUGGUGUAAAGCACUCUAGAACAGUGGAGACGUGUUCUCUGGAGUGACGAAUCAAGCUUCUCUGUCUGGCAAUCCCAUGGACAUCUCUGUGUUUGGCAGUUGCCGGGAGAACGACACUUGCCUGACUCUAUUGUACCAAGUGUAAAG